UACAUAGCAAGUGCUAAGUUGUCACUCUUGAGUGUCUGGAGGGGGAGGGGAAGUUGGCAAAAAAAUCCAGGAUGGCAAGAAAUCCGAGUGGCUUGAAGAGGGGAAACUGGGAGAGCGAUGGUAAUGCAGCGCCGAGAGAAAUGGAGUUUGUUGAGGGCUUUGUUAUUUCUGGACCGAGAGUCGAUUUUGGGCUUGUUCUUCCUUCUUCUCCUUCCUAUUUUUGGGAAUUAUGUCCCUUUUGUUGCAGCACUCCCCGGUGUCAAGCGAAAUAUUAUUUCAAUGGUUAAUUCAAGAGGACAACUUUUUAUUUGAGGGGGGAGAAAAAAAUAUCAGGAGCGAAUGAGGUAAGAACAUUGGCCUUUUCUUGUUCCAUCUUUUAGGUUUAGGGCUCCUUUUGUUCAUCCUGAUCCCUUCUCGUUUCGUUUGACGAAUUUCAUUUUCAUGCUUAUUGCCGAGAAAUCUUUGAUUGGUUUUGAUCCCAAUUUAUCUGUGUAUUUUCAUUUUUGAGAAGAUAAAGGUACAAUUGUUGUUCCUUUUGUUGAUCUUUUACCCUAUACAUUACAAUUGCAUCCGCAAUUGCAAUCAAAAUUGAUAGAAAAAUCAAGCAGCAGCAACUGGGCAUAGAAAGGGAAGGAGAAGGAGAAAGAAGAGGCCGUGAGAUCGAGGAAAUGUCGUCAUUUCCUCUUGAAGCUUCCUUUUCUCCUCCUCCUCCUAAUGUUUCAACUGCAAACACGACAAACCCUUCACCUCCCAAUUUGAAUUCGGUUCCGAUACCAGCUUCAAACCCAGCACCCCCUCCCGAUUCAAAUUCGAAUUCAUCUUCGGUGACCCCUCCUCCUUUUCCUUCUCCUCCUCUUUCACCUCCUCAAUCCCCUUCCCUUCCUUCUCCUCCUUCUAACGCUUCAAAUUCAAAUGGAACAUCCGAGAACAUUCCUCAACCUCUACCUCAAUCUCCGCCGCCUCCUUCUUUACCUCCACCAAGCCCCUCACCUCCUCCUUCCGUAAGGCCUUCUCCACCCCCGCCCGAAUCCCAACCUCCUCCUGAUCCUUCGCCGCUGCCUCCUAUUCCUUUGCCCCCUCCACCGGCGGAACCUAAGGCUCCUCCGCAACCGUCCCCUUCUCCUCCUCCCAGUCCAUCUCAAUCAUUUCCUCCUCCUCCUCCAACCUACAUUCCCCCUCCACCUUCGUCACAAGUUGUUUUCUCACCACCACCACCACUCAAUAGUAACCACCAUUCAUCUCCCCCUCCGUCUAAUCUUCCUCCUGCCGUCCCCCCUAACCCCGAGCCAGGCACGACGCCGAACACAUCCACGAACUCGGGUGGCCCUCCAUCACAUCUAUCUCCUACCCGGUUGUCUCCUCCAUCUCCAAGCGGGUUGUCUCCCCCAACUCCAAGCUGGUUGUCUCCUCCAUCUCCAAGCAGGACAUCUCAUUCAUCUCCAAAGGGGGUCUCUCCUCCAUCUCCCAGUGGGUCAUCUCCUCCGUCUUCAAGCAGGUCACCGAAUUCUAGAAAUGAUUUUGCAACUGGAGCUAUCGCUGCAGGGUCUGUUGCGGGAGCAAUAGUUGCUGUGUUCGUUGUGAUUAUUUUCUUCUUAAAGAAGAGGAGGAAAAAAACAACAAACAAUUUGGAGCGCCCAUACAAUCCUCCACCUAAUAGCUUGGCUUUACAACCAGAUAUGCUUUAUGCUUCAAAACCAGCAGUAUCUCCUGUUCUUGGUGCCCAAUUUCAAAAUUUUGCUGGGUACCCUGUGAUGCCAGACUCUGGGGGAUCCAAGUUAUGGUUUACCUAUGACGAGCUUAGGAAUAUCACUGAUGGAUUUUCUAAAGAAAAUCUCCUUGGUGAGGGUGGAUUUGGUUGCGUGUAUAAGGGUUGCCUGUCAGACGGGAGAAUGGUGGCAGUGAAACAACUUAAAGUUGGGAGUGGACAGGGCCAUAGGGAAUUUCAAGCGGAAGUUGAGAUCAUCAGUCGUGUUCACCAUCGUCAUUUGGUCUCUCUUGUGGGACACUGCAUAGAUGAGAACCAGCGGUUGCUUGUGUAUGACUACCUUCCAAAUAAAACUUUAGAGUAUCAUUUGCAUGAGAAAAACUUGCCUGUUAUGGAUUGGACAAAAAGAGUGAAAAUCGCUAUUGGUUCUGCUCGUGGAUUGGCAUAUUUGCAUCAAGAUUGUCACCCACGAAUAAUACACAGAGAUAUAAAAUCUGCAAAUAUUCUUUUGGAUGAAUCUUUUGAAGCCCAGGUUGCUGAUUUCGGCCUUGCAAAACUAGCAAAUGAUGCCCAUUCACAUGUUUCAACGCGUGUCAUGGGAACAUUUGGGUAUAUGGCACCAGAAUAUGCAUCCAGUGGAAAGUUAACAGAUAGAUCUGAUGUAUUUUCUUUUGGGGUCGUUCUUCUAGAGCUUAUUACAGGUCGCAGACCUGUUGACCCAUCUCAACAAUUGGGGGAUGAGAGUUUAGUUGAAUGGAUUCGGCCACAUCUGGUGCGUGCUCUUGAGACAGGAGAGUGCGAAGAAUUUGUAGACCCAAGGCUUGAGAAGAAUUUCGUGAAGAGGGAGAUGCUGUUAAUGAUUGAAGCAGCUGCUGCUUGUGUUCGCCAUGCAGCUUCUAAGCGUCCUCGCAUGGCCCAGGUGGCAAGAGCUUUGGACAUUGAGUGUGAAUCUUCAGACCUCUCCAAUGGCAUGAAAUUCGGACAGAGCCAGAUUUACAACUCCGCUCAAUAUUCUGCAGAGAUCCGGAUGUUCCAUAGAUCAGGGUUUGAUAGUGACGGGUUCAGCUCCGGCUAUGACACCUCUGGUGAGCAUGAAAGGAUAUCACUGUUCAGCAGCGAGUACCAAACGCGUGAGGCAACCCCAUCAUAGACUGACCACUUGUCUUUCUCAGCAAGGAUCUUUGUCACGUAUGCUUGCGAGCUGUGAUACAUCAUAUCAUCAUCCUUCUCUCGCCUGGUGUCACUGUGUUGUAAUUGGAGGAAGGAAACAUUGUGCGAUUUGAUAUACAUUGAACAUAUGCUUUUGUUGAGGAUGACUGCGGACUACAGCUAUACCGACAAAAUAAUAACCUAAAGACCGAUGGGAACUCGAACUUGUACAACUGCUAAGAACUUUACACGGGUAGUUUGUCAUGUUCUUUAAUCUUGCUUUUAGAAACAUUAGUUAUAGUGUUGAUUCACAAAUUAAGGUGUACAUUUCUAUAUAGUACCAAAGGACGUAACAGGAUCAGUGUAACAUAUAUCUCGUAAUUCUUGAUUGUUGGUAAGUUGCAUUC
Messenger RNA from Asparagus officinalis (garden asparagus), 3261 nucleotides. Its product is annotated as proline-rich receptor-like protein kinase PERK8. The record is from RefSeq and is a predicted model, not a curated record. Gene Ontology annotation, biological process: protein phosphorylation. NCBI's taxonomy places the organism in Eukaryota, Viridiplantae, Streptophyta, Magnoliopsida, Asparagales, Asparagaceae. The transcript has 8 exons. Bases 669 to 2855 code for a protein of 728 amino acids. Gene Ontology annotation, molecular function: ATP binding; protein kinase activity.